This is a messenger RNA of Euleptes europaea (tarantolino), 939 nucleotides long. RefSeq names its product olfactory receptor 14A16-like. The transcript is spliced from 2 exons. Gene Ontology annotation, molecular function: G protein-coupled receptor activity; odorant binding; olfactory receptor activity. The record is from RefSeq and is a predicted model, not a curated record. The coding region runs from base 1 to 939 and encodes 312 amino acids. NCBI's taxonomy places the organism in Eukaryota, Metazoa, Chordata, Lepidosauria, Squamata, Sphaerodactylidae. Gene Ontology annotation, cellular component: membrane. Gene Ontology annotation, biological process: G protein-coupled receptor signaling pathway.
AUGUCCAACCUAACUGCUGUCAAAGAAUUCCUUCUCCUUGAGUUUUCUGAAAUUCGAGAGUUUCAGAUUUCCCAUGGCAUCAUUUUUCUUGUCUUUUAUUUAGCAGCCCUGGUGGGGAACCUUCUCAUCAUCAAGCUCAUUGCUUUUGAAUGCUACCUCCACAAGCCCAUGUAUUUCUUUCUGUUGAAUUUAGCCCUUGCAGACAUUGGCUCAGUGUCUGUUACAAUUCCAAAGUCCAUGGCCAAUUCUUUCUUCAACACCAGACUGAUUUCCUAUUCUGAAUGUGUCAGUCAAGUGUUUUUCCUCAUCUUCUUCAUGGCAACAGACCUUGCUUUCCUCACCGUUAUGGCAUAUGACCGCUAUGUUGCUAUUUGCAAUCCAUUACAUUAUGAAACUCUCAUGAACAAAGACUCCUGCAUCCAAAUGGCAGCUAUCUCUUGGACUGCUGCCCUUCUGUAUGCCACUUUACACACCUUUGGCACUUUUUCAACAUCCUUCUGUUCCAAAGUCAUUAAUCAAUUUUUCUGUGAAAUCCCACAAUUGCUCAAAAUCUCUUGCUCUGACCAGUACCAGAUUGAAGUUGGUGUCCUUGGCUUCAGUGGGUGCUUGGCCUUUGGGAGCUUCAUCUUUAUCAUCUCCUCUUACAUGCAGAUCUUCAGAGCCGUGCGGAGAAUCCCCUCUGCACAAGGGAGGAAAAAGACAUUCUCCACUUGUAUACCCCACUUCCUUGUCGUCUUCCUGUUCAUUUUAACAACAGCUUUUGCUUACCUCAAGCCAAUCUCAAACUCAGCCACAGAUCUGGACCUGGCUGCUGCUGCCAUCUAUUCUGUAGUUCCUCCACUGAUGAAUCCAAUCAUCUACAGCAUGCGGAACAAAGAAAUCAAAAUGGCAAUGAGGAAUGAAUUACAUGUAUCUUGUAACUCUUUGUCUUGGCUGUAA